This is a messenger RNA of Thalassophryne amazonica, 2719 nucleotides long. Its product is annotated as protein NLRC3-like. The coding region runs from base 548 to 2719 and encodes 723 amino acids. The record is from RefSeq and is a predicted model, not a curated record. NCBI's taxonomy places the organism in Eukaryota, Metazoa, Chordata, Actinopteri, Batrachoidiformes, Batrachoididae. The transcript is spliced from 8 exons.
GUUGAAACAGCGGCUAACUGCUGCUAAUGCUGAGAUAUUUGAGUUGGUAGAAACAAACAGAUCGCAGAGCAGCAACAAGAAACCAGUCAACGUGCUGGAAGCUGUUUUCAAGCCUGAAGUUCACUGAUCCAGAGCAGACAUGUUGCAGCAGUUGGUGAUGAAAGAAGAAAUGCUCCCUGAACAGCAGGAGUUGAAUCGGAGUGUCGACCAGAAGGAUGUUAAACAGGAACAAGAGGAGGUCUGGACAAGUAACGAGGGACAGCAGCUUCACUGGCUGGAGACUGAGAAGACCAAGUUCUGUUAUGCCCGUGUCCUUGUGAAGAGUGAAAAUGAUGAUGAAAUAUCACAGUCAUCACAAGUUCUUUAAAAGUCAGGUGUGGACUCUGCUAAGGAUCUGUGCAAGGACACAGAAGAGGGACCUUCGAAAUCCAGUCUGCGUGGGGAUUGUGAGAUCCAGAUCAAAGCUCAAAGAGUGAAGCAGAAGAGCUCAGAGGUUCUCAGGGUUCCAUCUGCUCAGCAGCAUCAAGCACGCCUGAAACGCAUAUUUAUGAACAUCGAGGAGAACAUGGGGAUGUUUAUGAAAGAUGAGCUCAAGAUGAUCCAGAAGUUUCUCCUGACAAAUGAUGCAGAAUACUUGGAGAGUCAGAGUGAGGAUGAGGAGCAGAGGAACAUCCGACUGGUUUUCCUGGACCUCACAGUGACCUUCAUGAGGAGCAUGAAUUAUGAUGAGCUGGCUGACUGUCUGCAGAGCAGAACUCGUACUGAAGUUUGUCGUCGUAAAUUCAAAUCUAAGGUGAAGCAGAAGUUUGAGCGUGUGUUUGAGGGGAUCUCUAAAGCAGGAAAGACGACUCUUCUGAAGGAGAUCUACACAGAGCUCUACAUCACAGAGGGCGGGGCUUCAGAGGUCAACCAGGAACAUGAGGUCAGACAGAUUGAAGCAGCAUCCAGGAAAACAGACUCACCACAAAGAACCAUCACAUGUGAAGACAUCUUUAAAGCCUCAGCUGACACUCAGCCACCAAUCAGAACAAUGCUGACAAAGGGCGUGGCCGGCAUCGGGAAAACAGUCUUAACACAGAAGUGGACUCUGGACUGGGCUGAAGGACGAACCAACCAGGACUUCCACUUCAUAUUUCCAUUCACUUUCAGAGAGCUGAAUGUGCUGAAAGAGAAGAAGUUCAGCUUGGUGGAACUUGUUCAUCACUUCUUUCCUGAAACCAAAGAAGCAGGAAUCUGCAGCUUCCAGCACUUCCAGGUCUUGAUCAUCUUGGACGGUCUGGAUGAGUGUCGCCUCCCUCUGGACUUCCACAGCAAUGACGUCCUGACUGAUGUCACAGAGUCAAGCUCAGUGGAUGUUCUGCUGACAAACCUCAUCAGGAGGAACCUGUUUCCCUCUGCUCGCCUCUGGAUCACCACACGACCUGCAGCAGCCAGUCAGAUCCCUCCUGAGUGUGUGGACAUGGUGACAGAGGUCAGAGGCUUCACUGACCCUCAGAAGGAGGAGUACUUCAGGAAGAGAUUCAGAGAUGAGGAGCAGUCCAGAAGAAUCAUCUCCCACGUGAAGACAUCACGAAGUCUCCACAUCAUGUGUCACAUCCCAGUCUUCUGCUGGAUCACUGCUACAGUUCUGGAGGACAUGUUGGACACCAGAGACGCACCAGAGCUUCCAAAGACUCUGACUGAGAUGUACAUCUACUUCCUGGUGGUUCAGUCCAGAGUGAAGAAGGUCAAGUAUGAUGGAGGAGCUGAGACAGAUCCACUGUGGAAUCCAGAGAACAGGGAGAUGAUUGUGUCUCUGGGAAAACUGGCUUUUGAGCAGCUGCAGAAAGGGAACCUGAUCUUCUAUGAAGAGGACCUGACAGAGUGUGGCAUCGAUAUCAGAGCAGCCUCAGUGUACUCAGGAGUCUUCACACAGAUCUUUAAAGAGGAGAGAGGACUCCACCAGGACAAGGUCUUCUGCUUCAUCCAUCUGAGUCUUCAGGAGUUUCUGGCUGCUCUUUAUGUCUAUCUGACCUUCAUCCAGUCUGGAGUCAAUCUGAUGUCCAAAGAACAAACAACAUCCAGAAGGUCUGAGACUUCUAAAGAAGAACCUAAACUAACAUCUCUCCAUCAGAGUGCUGUGGACGAGGCCUUACAGAGUCCAAAUGGACACCUGGACUUGUUCCUGCGCUUCCUUCUGGGUCUUUCCCUGCAGACCAAUCAGACUCUCCUACGAGGCCUGAUGACACAGACAGACAGAAUCUCAGGGACCAGUCAGGAAACAGUGGAGCUCCUCAAGAAGAGAUUUAAUGAGAAUCUGUCUGCAGAGGGAAACAUCAAUCUGAUCCACUGUCUGAAUGAACUGAAGGAUCGUUCUCUGCUGGAUCAGAUCCAACAGCUGAACUCUGGAAGUCUCUCUGUAGAAGGACUUUCUCCUUCUGUUUUAUCAGGUCUGAUCUUCAUAUCACCAUCAUCAGAUCAACAUCUGGAUGUGUUUGACUUGAAGAAAUACUCUGCUUCACAUGAGGCUCUUCUGCUGCUGCUGCCAGUGAUCAAAGAAUCUAAAAAAGCUUUGUUAUCUGGCUGUAAUCUGUCAGAGAGAAGCUGUGAAGUUUUGUCUUCAGUUCGAAGGAGGAGCAAACACCAGCCAUCUGAAUGCACUGCAUCCUACUUACCAAGUAAUCUGCAAACCAAGAGCCUGUUUGUGGAGAUGCCAUUUUGCGUAACACUGAAGUUGUGA